Molecule: messenger RNA, 870 nt
Organism: Rhagoletis pomonella (apple maggot)
Lineage: Eukaryota; Metazoa; Arthropoda; Insecta; Diptera; Tephritidae
Source: RefSeq, a predicted model, not a curated record
AAUUUUAAACGAAAUAAUUAAACAGGAUACUGAAGAAGAUUCAGAAAAGGAACAAUUCGAAGCUGAAUACACUAACAUCUAUGCCAAUGAAGAGGCACGCAAAGCUGAAGAAGCACGCUUGGUUGAAGAAGCACGUUUGGCUGAAAACACGCGUUUAGCUAAGGAAGCCCUCGAAGCCGAAGCACGAUCAGUUGAAGAGGCACGAAAAGUUGAAGACAUGCGCAAAGCAAAAGAAUCGCGCUUGGCUGAAGAAGCGCGUUUAGCAAGUAAAGCUGAAGAAGACCGUUUGGAAGCAGAAGCUCGUUUAGCUGAACAAUUACGAAUGGAAGAAGAAGCUGCACAAAAAGCAGAAAAAGCUCGCCUUGAAGAAGAAAAACGCCUACGAGAAGAGGAAUUGAGUCGUUUAGCCGAAAUCGAGAAACAAGCUGCGGAAGAACAGGAAGCAGAAUUGGCGCGUCAAGCUGCAGAGCUCGCUGAAAUCGCACGCCAAGAAUUACAUGCUAUACAGCCAGCAGAUGAAUCAAGUUUCUCAGGUUUAUAUAGCAUUGUUACAGCCGAAACUGUCAUGGAGCAACCGGAAAGAGCCAUCUCUGAAAUUAAACAGGAACCAAUAAUUGAAUUGUCCUCUCAUAUUGAGGCAAUAAAAUCUGAGGGUGAUGCCGUAGUGGCUCCGGAGGAAGAAGAUGCAGAAGAGUAAAAUAUAUCAAAUAUGUGUUCAAUAUGAUUACUUAGCUGAAUUUAUUUAGAUCAUAUUAAGAUGUACCUAUUGUUCCUUCCUAACAUGUCGCAUUCAAAUAUAUAUGUAUGUAUGUACCAUGAUUCAAUAAUAAAAGGUUUGUUCAGAAAAUAUUUUUCUCGCCCCCUCACACC